GUGGCCUGAAGUCCGAAGUUGCUCCACAUGACACACUGGCGACCCCUCUUCGUCAGUGAAACGCCAUUUCGAAGCUGCAAGAAAGCUUUGGAGGCGCGUUCCGUGCUCUAGCCCUAGCCGUAGCUCUCCUUCUUCCGGUCUCUAUUCUACCACUCGGCGUAUCUCCGGCGGGAUUAGGGUUUUCUCCCCGCAUGGCGACCGUCGCAGCAGCAAUCAACCAGGUCGCCGGACCCAAAACCCUAGACGCGUCUCUCUGGUGGGACUCCUCCUCCGAUCUUCUCAACGAUCUCGAACGCCUUUCUUCUUCCGACUCUAAUGUCGCUCCCUCCCUGGCAAACAGGCUGAAGAUCAACGGCAGAUGGUUACUGGAGACGGUUGCUUUAUUCAAGCCCCCGAAUCCUGCGUCUAAAGAGGCUUUGAACGCGACGAGCGUGAAUCUUGGCUCGCACAAUGUAGUCAUUCGACCGGAACUGAGAAAUCCAGCCAUUAAAGUUAGCGACUGCCUGGGCUUGGAUGAAUUGCAGUCGUAUUUGCUUCUUAGCCGGUUCCUCGAGUCCAACAGUGUAUUUGAAGUCAAUAAGAUAGAAGAAUACACACAUUUGGUUCUAGUUUCAUACUAUCAGGAGCGGCAGUGUCUGCUGAAGUGCCUCCGUCAGAUUCUCAUGCUUGCUCUGUCAAUACCUUCUGACCCAAAGGGAAAGUCAUUUUUUCUGGAGGAAGCUCAGCAUCUGGUUGAUGAUGGCUUGGAAGAAAAAAUAUUUACUAAUUUUCUUCUACUUGUUUCAUCAAAGCAUCCUGAAUUUAUGGCUGUAGAGUUUGUGAAUCUGUGGGCAGAGGAGACCUUAAUUGAAGUUGUCCUGACAUUGGAGAUCUUGUUCCUACUAUACUAUGAGCCCUUCCAUAGGUGCAGUGCUAAAAGAUGGAAGAAUUUGUGCUCACUCUUCAAGGAUAUACUAUCUGGAUCACAAAAUAUUGAAAAGCUGGCUGUAUCAGCAGAAGCAGCGGAGUCGUUAUCUCAUGUUAAAAUUCAACUCUUUCUUAUUCUUCUCGAAGCUUUAGAGCUUGAUAACCUUCUUCAAAUGGUUCACAAUGAAGUGCCAUUCAGGCAGGGGAACUCUACGUUUUCCUACAGUGAACUGCUAGAGAUGGAUACGAUGAUUUCAGGCUUCAAUCCAUCCGAGACUGCGGAAGCGGGUCCUUUGUUCCUUUCUUGGGGCAUUUUUCUUUGCCUUAUCUCCUCACUUCCGGAGAAGGAUGAUUCUGUACCAAUUCUGGAUGUUGAUCAUACUGGUUAUGUUCGCCAAGCCUUUGAAGCUGCACCUCUAGAAUUCUUCCUUGAAAUAUUACGUAGUAAUAUGCUGAAGGAUCUAGAUGCUCUUGUUAUUGGAUACCGAAGUGUGUUGAAAACCUGCAUUGCGGCCUUUAUUGCUUCUUAUGAUUUAGAGGACAAUGUUCAAACUAUAGUUGUCGAUGUCCUUUGUGAAAUCUAUCAUGGGCAGGGGACACUUUGUAUGCAAUUCUGGGACAAGGAUAGUUUCGUUGAUGGUCCUAUUCGAUGCCUCCUAUUGUCUUUGCAAGAAGAAUUUCCGCAAAGCACAAUAAAGUUAGUUCGCUUAUUGUCUGCACUUUGUGAAGGCGAAUGGCCUGCAGAAUGCGUGUGUAAUUAUUUAGAUAAAAUUGCCAGCAUAACAAUGAAUUUUGAGGUAUCAGGUAAUUAUAUUCGAGAAGACUUCCAGGUUCUUCAGGCACAACAACCAAUUGCUGUCCCUGGGAUUGAGGGUCUUGUUAUUCCUACUGGAACCAUGGGACAAGUUUUGAAGGUCGGUAGUGACAAAGUUGCUUUAGUGCGCUGGGAGUUUAUGCACUCCGGAAUGUUGAUACUGCUUUUGCGGUUGGCAUGUAUAUUUCGUGUCGAAGACUAUGAUGAAGCUUCAGCUAUCUUGUACCUGCUUGGUUGCUUGUUCUCUUCUAACAAGGCUGUUGCCAGUUAUUUGAUGGGGAUUGAAAAGUCUGCAACUGUUCGAGCAGCAAAAAUGGAUGGACAUUUGGAUAAAAAUGUUAGGAUUGAUUUAGUGAAAAUCAUUUGCAAGAUGCUCGAUGACCUUGUUUCAAGGGUUAGAAAUACUUCACUUUUGUCUUUAUGUGUCACAAGCUUGACAAAGUUGUUAACAUGCUGUCCCCAUCGAGUUUUAUCUGAUGCACUUAAAACAAAAAUUUUUGAGCUUGGAGUAACUAGCUCAUGCAGUGGGUUAUGGUUACUUUCUGGUGGCACUGCUAAAAUUCCAUCAGUUUUGGUUGUUCCAGAUCAGGAAUCUUAUCCUUUGAUUGUUCCUGUUCUUGAUUUGAACAUGCAGUUGGUAAAAGUAGGUGUGGAAGAUGAAGCAGUAUCUGCAUUCGUAGUUUUCUGCCUACGGUAUGUCUUAGUUAAUCACGAAAAUUGGAAGUAUAGCACAAAGGAUGAAUAUUGGAAAGUGAAAUUGAAGGUAUUUGAUGUUUUGAAGAACUGCCUUGUCCUGAAGGAUGUUAGGAAACUAGGUUCUGUUAUCCGCAACAUUUUAGUCUGCGACUCGUCCAUGCAUGGUUUUCUUCUUCAGAUGUUAUGCACAACAGCUGAUAAACUGGAGAAGUUACACAUGAACCGCCUUUACAGACCAAAGGAGAUAGAAGGGUUAGAAGUAAUUAUUUGCUUGGUGUUGGAUAUCAUGCAGCUGAUGCUUUCUGAUGUUGAGGUGGAAAAUACCAGCUUUCCUAUUUUUCAGCAAGCAGUAUUACGAGCCACAUCUAAGCCUGUUACCAUUGUAUCCGCUGUGUUGGCUUUGGCUUGCUUUCGCCGGAAUUCUGCGAUCCAAGUAGCUGCAGCUAGAGUGCUUUCGAGGCUAUGUGUGCUUGCCGAGAAGGCAUAUCCACAUUCAGUUGGAAUUCUAAGCUUUGUUUCUAAUGACCAUGAGGUUAGAAAUUUGAGUUGUGCAAUUUCUGAUGCAAUAUCUUCAUCAUUACCAGAUAACAAAGAUUCAGAAUUACCAGAGAACAAGGAUUUGUUUCUUUCUAUGGUUGAACUUCUAAUAUCUGCAACUAUUUAUCAGGGGGUUAUGCUGAUGAUGACCUACAAGGUGGCGGAGGUCAUUGGCUUAUACUUGGGCUGCAUCUCUUGGCAUAAUGUGCCAGCUUUCCUUGCCUCUUUGGUCUUUCUAGGGGAAGAUGCUUUUAAAGUUUCAGCCGACUGUGAAACUGAUGCCCUUGGAAUGAAGCGCCUGGAAUCUACCUCUCCGAAACUGUUUAGGUCCCAGGACCAAAGAAGCUUGAUCAAUUCUGUUCUCAAGUAUAUUGUAGGAGCGAACGAUCUCAUCAAAAGCCAUCCUGAAUUUCUGUUAAAAGUGCUUCAGUUUUUGAGGGCUCUAUGGCGUGGGGGUACACAGUAUGUGAAGAUACUGGAGAUGCUAAAAGAUUCCAAAAUGUUUUGGAAGCAUUUGUCUGCGCCUAUAAUGAUCAAGUUUGCUAACCAGCCCUCAAUCAAGAAAAUAGGUCGUGAUGGAUCUCUUCAUCUGGCAUAUGUUUAUCAAUGUCAGUCUACAAUUCUGUGGAUCAUGUCUUGUGAUGCCCUUUGGAAACAAAAAUUGUCAAAUAACGGGACACACCCAAAGGAUGUUGCUUCAUCUGAUGGAAAGAAUGGUGGUCAUGGUAGCAUCUCAACAAGUGGGAACAAUCUUACCAAUAUUGAACAUAUUAUAUCAGAAUGGCACAAGGAGUCAUCAAUUACCAGUUUGAUCAAAUCCUACGUACCUUCUGCUUAUGAUAAAAAUACCAUUGUCCAGGCCAAGAUGGCUGGAAGUAUAUGCAUUGCACAUUUAAUUAAAAAACAUUUUGCUGGUGAAGUUGGCUGUUUGUCUCUGACAUCUGUUAACAAGAUUCAGAAGAUAGCACAAAAGCUAACCGAACAACCCAUGUUUCUUGAACUGCAAGCUCAGCGCAGGUUGGAUAAUUUAGGUUCAAUUGCUGAUCUGAAAGUACAAAUAAUGAGUGAUCUUUGCCACCAUAUUCAUGGGGAGUUGGACAUGCUGCAUUUUUCUAUUGGCCCCCUGAGAGAGCUCUCACAAUUUCUCCUGCAGUUGAACCCUUGGCAGUCCAAUAACCUUAAACAUCCUCACGCUUUUCAACAUCUUGACCAUGCUAAUUACCUUUUCGACACCACUGGGAUACAUACUGACCUAGGGUUGGACUCUUGGCUUACAUCGGACUGGAAGGAGUCCAAGGCGAUUGCAGAAAAUAUGUUAUCAUGCAUGGAACAUGCAAAUCUGAUGGCAUUUGUUUCAGAUUCUCAGGUUGCUGCACUGAGAUCUUUGACAUUGCUUUUGUGCGUAUACAAGGGAAAUAGUCAGAGUUACUCCUUGCAGCUGGCAGAAGCUAAAUUAAUAACAUAUGAUCAAUCUUCUUCACGAGCAUUCAUGGAGUCAUCUGUUGAAUAUUUGUGCAAAUUUUCUCAAACGGCUGACAUUUUGGAGUACAGUUAUGAUAGCACAGAACAAAGUAUUUUGGAAGCACAAUCAGAAAUCCUUCUGCACCUUGUUAGUGGUCUGUACGAUCAAGUUUCAUCAUCUAGUGAUAGGAAACAUGUUCUAUCACUAUGCCUCUUGGUCAUCAAGUCUGCAGCCUCAAACCUCAAAGCUUUAGUUGAUGUGAAGUCGGUCUCUGUUGUGCAGAAAAAAACAGUCAAAUAUCUGCUCACACUGAUUUUGCUCUCUGCUAAGUUCAUUAAAUCUCUUGAUCUGGUAAAGCCGACUGCUGUUGCUGGUUAUGCUUUAGGUGAAACACCAAUGGUGAGUUUGGGGCUGUUGCCUGUUCUUUGCAGAGCUGUUGAAAAUGCAGAAUACUGUGACCUCUCUUUGGCUACGAUAGAUGUCAUAAUAAGUGGCUUUUUGGCUUCCAACUCGUGGCUUCCUGUAUUGCAGAAGCAUUUACGACUUCACCACAUAAUGCAGCUUCUUCAGCAAGUCAACUCUUCUGCUUCUAUUUCCACAACCUUGAAAUUCCUUCUGACAUUAGCACGUGUUAGAGGUGGUGCCGAGAUGCUUUGGCAAGCCGACUUUAUAUCAUUUCUGAAAGUACUGCUCAGCUCUUUGGAGACCAAUAUGUAUUUGCCAAACUCUGGGAUAAGUAAUGGUUUUUUGGGAAUUUUCAAAGAGAAAGGGCAUGAUCACAUAUGGGAACUUGGCAUGGCUGUUCUUGCUGCUAUGAUCCAUUCAUUAGGAGAUGAUUCCUCCUCCAUGGCAAUUGUGGAAGAAGCUACAUCAUUUUUUUUCCUAGAAAAGCCUCAUUUAAUAUCUUGCCUGUGUGCUCCUCAUUUUGCCACAGAUGAUCAAGACAAGAAAAGGGCCAGGAUCCAAAAAUCUCAAACUUCCUUGGUGGCUUUGAAAGAAACAGAGCACACUCUUAUUUUAAUUUGUGAGCUUUCUAAACACCCAGCAUGGUCAAAAACAAUGUCCCUUUUAGAAUCACAGCUCAGGGAGAGAAUUAUCCAUCUCUUAGCCUUUAUUAGCAAGGGAAUACAGAACUUCAGUGAAUCUCUAAAUAAGAUGUCAUUUUUCUGUCCUCCAACUCUGAAAGAGGAGAGAGAGUUUUGUACAAAGCCAUCAUCUGUUCAGAGCAAGUACGGCUGGUUGUCAAUUUCUGCUAGAUGUUCUUCAAUAAAGGAUAAAACACUGGCGCUUCCAUGCAUAAAACCUGAUGGAGUUCAGGGCAAAGCUGGUGGAGAGAUUGAAUCAGCGUUUCAUACAUAUUUUUCUUAUCUUACUGCCAUUCAGAUAUAUAGGAUCUCAGCUCUACUCUUGAGAUUUUUGUGCAUGCAGGCUAUAGCUGCAGCUAAGUCAGCCGAAGAUGUCGGGUUAAUUGACUUUGCUCAUUUUCCUGAGCUCCCUAUGCCUGAAAUAUUGCAUGGUUUGCAGGAUCAGGCAAUUUCUAUUGUUACGGAGUUACUUGAAAGCGAGAGGGCAACUGUUUCCCCGGAUGUUCAGACUAUGUGUCUUUUGCUGCUACAGAUAAUGGAGAAGGCAUUAUAUCUUGAACUUUGUGUCUCUCAGACUUGUGGGAUGAGACCAGUUUCUGCAAGGGUUGAAGAUUUCUUCAAGGAAAUUAAAGGUUUGAUUAAAGCAUCUGAAGGGCAUAAAUUCUUAGAACCAUCAUUGAAGUGUGUGAAGCAGAUAAUAGUGCUUAUAUACCCUGAGCUGUUGCAAGUGGAUGGAAUCUCAUGGUAGCAGUUUGCUUGUGCCACAUCACUGUAGUAUUUGGUUCUCUUGCUAUCUCAACAAGUUGUAGCAAGUACUAUUUCAUCUAUCAAGGAACCCUCAUUGUCCUUCAGGUUCCGGGCCACCAGACCCCAUGAUCAGUGGCGCCACCAGCGAAGGCGGGCUGUGGGCAGUGGCAGAACUAGAACCAGAACCAGAAAUUUGUGGGUAAGGAGUACUAAUUCAAAAAACUUUGGACAUGUUUUUCACUGCUGACCAACUGCUGAGGAAGCCGGUGUACUCUGCCUUUGAUUCUCUCGGUACCAAAGCUCCUUUUCCUGGAGUACAAGGUAAAGAAAAAGAGUGAGUAGCUGCUUUUCAGUGACCUGUAUAUUAUUCUUCUUUUUCCCUUUCCGUCCAGAGUGUACCAUUUUGUAAUGAGAUCUGGCUUCUGUAUAAAAGAAGGUAAUUUUUUA
This is a messenger RNA of Nymphaea colorata (pocket water lily), 6694 nucleotides long. RefSeq lists its product as uncharacterized. Gene Ontology annotation, biological process: protein import into nucleus; RNA export from nucleus. The coding region runs from base 192 to 6248 and encodes 2018 amino acids. Lineage: Eukaryota; Viridiplantae; Streptophyta; Magnoliopsida; Nymphaeales; Nymphaeaceae. Gene Ontology annotation, cellular component: nuclear pore inner ring. The transcript has 34 exons. Gene Ontology annotation, molecular function: structural constituent of nuclear pore. The record is from RefSeq and is a predicted model, not a curated record.